Messenger RNA from Carassius auratus (goldfish), 2773 nucleotides. RefSeq lists its product as uncharacterized. The record is from RefSeq and is a predicted model, not a curated record. Gene Ontology annotation, molecular function: zinc ion binding; nucleic acid binding. NCBI's taxonomy places the organism in Eukaryota, Metazoa, Chordata, Actinopteri, Cypriniformes, Cyprinidae. The transcript is spliced from 2 exons. Bases 377 to 1726 code for a protein of 449 amino acids.
AGUAUUUAAAAGAGUCUAAAAAGUUAUUCUAAUGCUACACAGAAUUAAGUGUAUUCUGAUUGAGGCCUGUAGGUGGCGCAUUGCACUAGAGUGAUGAGGAAUGACGUUAGGGUCAAAAGGGCAAAGUCAUUAAAAGAAAGCGCCAAAACGCUGCAGACACUAAUGUGUGUUCUCUCAUCAUUUUAUACAGUUACUAUAUCUCAUCCUUCUUUGUUGAGACCGGUAACAUUUUGGGGGCUCGUCCAACCAUUAGGAUCUUGGUAUCAGCUUCGAGACUGAUGACGUGGGAGACCAGUGUGACCCUCUGGAUUGAGCUACAAGGAAUGCUGUGAGUUUGUUCACCUUGUGAGUGCAAGUCUUCGGGGUUCCAGUCAAGAUGGCGUCUUCAGCUCCUCUUCGUGCGUUGCAAUGGGAUAUCCAAAAACAGCUUCAUCUGCUGAGUGAAGAACAGCUGUAUAGUCUUGCUUCAUCACUGGAAGAUGAAAGGGGCUUGGAGGUUCCUAAAGUGACGGGUACCAAUGAACCUGAACUUUUUGAAUUCAUCGUGGACUACAUGAAAAGCGAUCAGCUUAGAACGCUUGAAGAUGAAGGUAUGUCUCGUUUGCUGAUCAUCAAAGACAAGAUUGAUGAACUAAAAUCCAGCAAGGGGAGUGAAUCAGACAUGGACACUGCAAACAAUGGUAAAGAUGUUAGUGGUGGGUCAUCAAUGACAGAACAGGUAUCUGGGCUGGUUAGAUUGACUGAUGUUACUGCUUUGUUGCCCCGCAGAGAUUUCAAAAUGCAUGGUGGUGUAAUUUCAGAUGCUAGUUCAGAUAUGAGUUACAACAGUGUAUGCAAACAAAUUGAUGAGGGUUUGAAAGAAAAAUUCUCUGAAUCUGAAAUCAUACGCACAGUGUUAAGAAUGAUCAAACCAGGUAACUUUAAAGAUAUGUUGACCAACAAAGAUGAUCUCACUGUUGCAGAACUGAAACGGUUCUUAAAGUCGCAUAUGAGAGAACGAAGUAGCACUGAAUUGUUUCAGGAGCUUAGCAAUGCUAAGCAGCAUGAUAAAGAAACUCCACAGCAGUUUGUCUAUAGACUAAUGGGGUUGAAACAAAAAAUUAUCUCUGCAUCACAACAUGGAUCAGAGUUUAACUAUGACAAACGACUGGUGCAGGGAGUGUUCCUUCAUACACUGUAUCAGGGGCUAAAUGAGAAAAAUGGUAAUAUCAGAUCGGACAUUAAGCCUCACAUCUCUGACUUGACAGUGACUGAUGACUUCAUCUUAGAGCUGGUUACUAAAUCAGCUAAUGAGGAAGCAGAGAGACAGAAGCGUCUUAGCACUGUAUAUAAACACAAACUUCUGACUGUUAGUUCCUCCCAGUCCCAAGAGGAUAGUGAGAAAAGCUAUGACACAUUGCAUAAGAGAAUGGAAGGAGAAGCUCGAGCAAAUCGCACUGCCUUAAUGGAACUGACAGCUCAGGUUGCUGCUCUCACUGAAAACCUUGAAAAGAUGAUGAGACACCCUGCUGCAAUUGAAAGCCAAACUGCCACACCAUUAAUGAAUGUUGAAGUUUCAGACAAACCUGUAAGCAAGCGUAGAUGUGACGACUGCAUCCAGCGAGGAAAUCAGGACUGCUGCCAUUGCUUCCGCUGCGGCCAGGCAGGACACAGAGCAGUUGGUUGCCUAAAGAAGGGAACGAAGGUGGGAAACGGGAGGCGGUCACUGGUACGGGACAACCAGUGACCACAUCAUGCUGUCCGUCCCAUGUCAAGGUAAACUAUGUGCCUACACACCGUUCUGAAAAUUUAAGUUGGAAAAAUCGUCAGUCACCAAAAAAACAAGCAGCACAACUGAUUGGCAGAAAAUGUAUGCUGUCGUGUUGGUUAAAUGGGGUUCUUACUGAAAUGCUGUUGGACACAGGGGCUCAAGUAAGCAUGGUAGGAAAGACGUGGGUAGAAAAGUUCCUUCCAAAUGUGCCUAUCAAGCCUAUAGAAGACUUAUUUUCUGACCAUCAGCUUCUAAUUACUGCUGCCAAUGGCUGUGUGAUUCCAUUUGUUGGAUGGAUUGAAGUACUCUUUGAACUCAAAAGUGAUGGAUCUGGAACCUUUUCCAUUCAGGUACCAAUGCUAGUAAGCGACUGCUGUAAUGACAAUCCACUUCUGGGUUUUAAUGUCAUUGAAGAAUUGAUCAGAGGAAGCAGUGACCAGCCAAAUAGCACUGAAAAUCUAACCAUUUUGCUGAGUAAAGCUAUGAAUGUAAGACAGGGCAUAGCUAACAAUAUCGUCAAUGAUGUUGUGCAAUUAGCAGAUUCAGAGGAAAUGUGGGACAGUUGUGUGGUAAAAGUAGGGAAGACAGGACUCACAGUUAGAAGAGGCGAACUCUGCGAAGUCAAAUGCAGAAUUAGAGGUGGGCCUGAAGGGGGAGUCAUGCCAUUCGAACCACUUCCAGAAUGGCCAGUCCAAGAUGGCCUUGAACUAUUUCCGGCUGUGGUUGAUGUGCCCAAUGGUGCAUCUAAAGUAGUGAAGAUACCUGUCCUGAAUUCCACUCAACAUGACAUUUACCUCCCUGCAAGGACAGUGUUGGGUAAUAUCACUCCAGUAUCUGAAGUCCUACCCCUCAUUCCAAGUGGUGGUGCUAGAAAAGAAAACAACAAGGAGGGAAGGGAGGUUCAUGUAAAUCAGUUGAGCCAGGUAGAUAAGGGAAGUCAGUUACCCGUCAACAAAGCAAUUAAGUGGCACCCACCUGUCGAUUUGGAACACCUUUCAAAACCAGAGCAGGAGAUAGUUAGAC